Molecule: messenger RNA, 1245 nt
Organism: Penicillium longicatenatum
Lineage: Eukaryota; Fungi; Ascomycota; Eurotiomycetes; Eurotiales; Aspergillaceae
Product: Ygr210 GTPase family protein
Exons: 10
Coding region: 1-1245 (414 amino acids)
Cellular component (GO): cytoplasm
Molecular function (GO): GTP binding; ATP hydrolysis activity
Source: RefSeq, a predicted model, not a curated record
AUGCCUCGGGAUCCAUUGAUCGGACUGGUGGGCAAGCCAUCAAGUGGUAAAUCCACGACCUUGAAUAGUUUGACCGAUGCGACAUCCAAAGUCGGUAACUUUCCCUUUACCACCAUUGAUCCCCAGCGAGCUAUCGGAUACCUUCAAAUCGAAUGCGCUUGUCUGCGACAUGGCGUCUCAGAUAGAUGUGCGCCGAACUACGGUGGCUGUCACGAGGGUCGGCGCUCCGUCCCCAUUGAGUUACUAGAUGUAGCUGGACUUGUCCCAGGCGCACACCAGGGCCGGGGAUUGGGAAAUAAGUUCUUGGAUGAUUUGCGACAUGCGGAUGCCUUAAUUCACGUGGUGGAUGUGAGUGGUACUACUGAUGCCGAGGGGAAGGCAACGCGCGGAUACGAUCCCUCGGUGGACAUUGAGUGGCUCCGAGGUGAGAUUGUACGGUGGGUGCUGGGCAAUUUGAUGGAGAAAUGGGGCUCGAUCAGACGGAGACAUGUCGCAAUUAAGGGUAACCCCGUCGACACAUUACAAGGCCAAUUCUCAGGAUACGGCAGUACCUCAUCAAUUGUGGCACGGUGCCUUGACAAGCUUAACUUGAAAGAGCCUCUUGAGCAAUGGUCAGAUGAGACCGUCCAGGUUGUGGUUGAGGCUUUCAUUGAUGAAAAGUUCCCCACGGUGUUCGCACUGAACAAGAUCGACCACCCAGAUGCGGAUAAAAAUGUUAGCAAGAUUGCUAAGAUGCAAGAUCCCCAAAGCAUUGUACUUUGCUCCGCCAUAUCAGAAGUCUUCCUCCGGCGACUUGCCAAACAGGAGUACAUCAAGUAUGUUGAAGGCAGUGAGUUUGUGGAUACACGGGAAGACUUGAUUGAAAUGGGUGACCCGGAUGGAGGAGGAUUGAAGGAGAUGGACGAGAAGUUAAAGAGCCGCGUGGAAAACUUGAAAGACAUGGUGCUAUACCGCUUUGGAUCAACAGGUGUGGUUCAAUGUCUUUCUCGAGCGGCGGCGUUGCUCGGUCUGGUGCCCAUUUUCCCUGUACGAAAUGUCGCAACUUUCGGCUCGGGGAAUGGAAGCGCAGUUUUCCGCGAUUGCGUGUUGGUCAAGAAAAACAGUACAGUGGGAGAUGUCGCCCGAAAAGUCAUGGGCGAUGUACCUAUUUCCUACAUUGAGGGAAUUGGAGGCACUCGAGUGUCCGAGGAUGACAUGGUAGCAGUUGGCAAAAACGAUAUCUUGACAUUCAAAGUCGGCCGGUAA